Molecule: messenger RNA, 4079 nt
Organism: Bursaphelenchus xylophilus (pine wood nematode)
Lineage: Eukaryota; Metazoa; Nematoda; Chromadorea; Rhabditida; Aphelenchoididae
Source: the annotation of a GenBank genome assembly
AUGAGCAAGUACUACAAGAAAUUAGAGUUGAAUGAUGUGAAGGACGAAGAGGUGGGUGACGCAGACAUCAAAAAGAACUUUGGUGGGCCCAAGAAGAAACCGAAUAUUGGCCUGAAGGCGUUUAGGAUUGUUGUCCGGAACCUACCUUUUAAUGUGAGUCUUGAAUAAUUUUUCGAUAAUUGGCUGUGUGUAGACGACGAAAGAAGAGUUUGAGGAGCUGUUUUCUAAGUUUGGCAUUGUCAAGGAUAUCCAAUUACCUAAGUGUAAAGAUAAAAAAUAUCCUAAUUCAAUCGCUGGAUUUGGAUUCAUUCAGUAUGGAGCUAGGGAGUCCGCUAGAAAUGCUGUUAAGGAGCUCAACUUUACUCAAUUUAAAGGCCGGAAGAUUGCCGUCGAUUGGGCUUUGCAUAAAGAUGAUUAUAUGAGUCGACAAGUUGGUAUGUGGAUAUUAUAAUAAUUAUUUUAUUGCUUUAGGCAAUGCUGAACAUUCAAACCUCAUGAAAGUUGCUAAAAAGUUUGAUGAUUCGAAAGAAGAUGAGAAAGUUGAAUCUGAUAAAUCAGGAUCUGAUUCUGAAGAAGUGGAAGAAGAAGAGAACACAAGCGAUGUUGAAAGUGCGGAUAAUGAGGACAUGGACGAAUCGGAGACAGAAGAAGAGGACGAAUUAAUGGAUGGUGAGGACGAUGAGGCAGACGAAGAGGAGGAGAUUAAGGAGAAGAAAGUAAAUAAAAAGGAUGAUGCAGUGGCCGAAGGUCGUGUUGUUUUCUUGAGGUUUGUAUGAAAUUCAGUUUUAAUUUUUUGGUUUAGAAAUCUGUCGUUUGACGCAACAAAUGAGAGUUUGAAAACGUAUAUGGAGAAGUUUGGUGAGGUUUCUUUGGCCAUUCUCUGUAAAUUCCCAGGAACAGAACAGAAAAGUGGAAACGCAUUCGUUCAUUUUAAGACAAAAGAAGCUGCGGAUAAAUGUUUGGAAGAGUUGGAUGUAAGUUUUUGAACAUUAAUUAUAUUGCUUUAGGUAUCUGGUAUCUUUUUUGAAGGCCGGAUUAUUGAGGGCCAUCGGGCUGUUCCUCGAGAAGAAGCCAAAAAGUUUGAAUCGGAGGGUAAAAAGAAGGAAGGGAAGGAUAAGAGAAAUCUGAAGUUGUUGAGGGCAUCGUUGAUUCGGAUGGGAACUGCUCAAGCCAAGGAAAUGAGCGAAGAAGAUGCCAAGUUCAGACAGAAGCUGAUUGAAGCCGCUAAGACAAAACUCAAGAACUUACAUAUGUUCGUGUCUCCCACUAGGUUAGCGGUAAGUCAAAAUGAAUUUACAAAAUCGUAAAUUUAGAUUCAUAACAUUCCCUUCAAAUUUCGGGAUGAUGAUCUUUUCAAUUUGUGUUUGAAUCAGGCGACAAAGAAUGCUUACAUAAAAGAAUGUAGGAUUAUGAGGAAUAAAACGGGCGUGGAUCAACAAGGACGGCCCAUCCUGGGGAGAUCCAAGGGAUUCGGAUUCGUCGAAUUUGUUGAUCAUUUGGACGCCCUGACUUGUUUGAGGAAUCUGAAUAACAACCCUGAGGUCUUUACAGAUGAAAGAGUAGGUUUAUUUGUAUUACUUCAUCAUUUUAAUUAUUUUAGCGACCAAUUGUCGAGUUUUCGAUAGAGAAUUUGAAUGCCCUGAGGAUCAAAGAGAAUCGAAAACAGAUGCAAGAACAAGGUUAUCGACGAGAUACGGAUGAACAGAAGGCCAGAAAGGAAGCCAUGCUCAAGAAAUCCAAGGCCAGUUUGGUAAAGGACGGAAUGAAAAAUUUACCCAAAAAGUUUGGCCAAAAGAUUAGAUAUCGGGAUCGGAAACAUAAUCAAAAUCAGAAGGGUUCUGGAGGGAGAAAAGAAUACAAAAUCAAAAAAAUCGGAAAAGGAAAGGUGACCAAAAAAAGAAAAUAAUGGAAAUAAAUCGACUGGUUGAAUGUUUUGUUACUCUUACUUGUUGUCCAAUAAAUCUUUGUUACUUCGACGAUUGCCUUGGUUGAUCCAGUUUUUGAUUCUGAUUACUUUUUUGCUUGUUGUAAAGCAUUGAAGAGUAGUUUAGAUGGCACAUAUACUUGCUGGACUCGCCGAAUUUCAUCAUGUUCCCUCGGAUUUUGAUCAUUAUUUUUUCAAGAACUUGACACAAAAACUGUUUUUAUCCAGUAAGUUAUUGCAGAAAGAAGUUUUAUUUGAAGAUCUUGUUAAAUUGGAGGACAUCUACUCUUUAUUGAAUAGAAAUUCAAGCAGUACUACUCUCCUGUGCGCGUUGAUUGCGUCUUUUUUAAAUGAAGAUAACCUGGCCGAAGGGGUUGGUUAUGUUUCCAAGCAUAUUAGAGAUCUUCUGGAAGCUUCAAACGAAUGCUCUUGCUUAAAACAACUUCUUUACGAUCUUGCCAUGGAAUUGGAAAAGAGAAAAUUGCUUCAGAGAGAUGUAAAAGACGGUUGGUUUCCAUGUUCGAUAAACAAUUGUUUUGAUUACAGUGCUCUUAUCCUCGGGGGCGACCGUUUUGUUGUCCGAAAGAUCAAAUGUUGUGAUUCGAAGACAGAUCGCGCAUUUUAUGGUGGAAGUCUCCAAGGAUUCGACAGAGGAACAGGAAAUCCGAGCGGUUUUAUUCAAAGGCUGGAUGGAGUCUGAUGAUGUUACAGUAAUCGACGAAGCCAGUUAUGUGUUUCGACAAACAGAUCUCUUCGAAACAUUGGAUAAACAACAAAUCGAGGGCAUUUAUAAAAAGUUUUUGGAAUUAACGAGACCUGGAUUAAAUGUCAUCAAACUGAUUGCGAGUAUACUGUAAGAUUAAAGUAAAAGGUCGUACUUUUAUAGAUUACUGAACGAAAACGAAGUAUUGAAGAAGAUUGAAGACGUUGAAGAUAAAAGGUUGACCCAACAGCUUUGUUCCGAACUUCUCAAGACUUGCACGUAAGUGAGGGUCACGGAAGCAAUGUUAUUUCCAGUUUACAACUUCAACCCGAACUCCUUCGAGUUGUCGUUUCUAAUAUACGACAGUCUUCUGACUGUGUAAUCGAGUAUUUGGAAGAGAUUGAAGACAUUUUCCAAGAAGUAGGCCUCUUUGAUGGUGAACAUCAAUUUAUAAUGGAUAUCAUUACAAUUAAUGACGAGGUCGAUGGCUUUUAGUUUAGGAAAUGACAAGAAUCCGAAGAGAUCUGAACGCCAAUCUCCCUUUGCCAAAGAAAUGCUCAAAUGACUCAUUAAUUAAAUACCUCAAUUAUAUUCGGCUCAGGUCCGGGGUCUCUUCUUCCGAAUAUAUUCAGGCGUUUGACUCAGCUAAGUUAAGGAUUCAGAACUCCCCGGAGAUUCUUGACUUCAUUUUGAGUGAAUCUGAAGAAUUGUGUGAUCUCUUGAGGGAGAAUCUAAUCAGAAAUGUGUUCAAUGACCUCACCGUCAACAUCCUGAUGGUCAAGGGAUUCCCCAAUUGGAUUUUGGUCGAUUCCGCGAUAUUAAUUCUCGACAAGAUCGCCGAUUUCUUCGAUUAUGGUAGUUUUUCUCAUGUCAAUCUCAUUGGCUGAAAAUUUAUAAAAAUAUUUUCUAAAUCUUCAGAUGAAGAUACGGUCCACAAAAGGAUAUUCGAAUUAAUGAAAACCCGAGAACAUGAGGACAUUGAUUACGUCAAGGAGAGCGCGGCCAAAUUCUUACUAAAAAACUGCCCAGACAUGAUCAAAGAGGAGAUGAAAGGACUUUUUCUGAAUGGAAAUAACCUCGAAAUCAGGUAAUUAAUUACUGCUUAAUUCACCCCAACUUGGUCUCUCUUCCAGAAUUGCUGUACUUGAACGAUUGCUCUUAACUUCUGACUCGGAACUCGCUUCACUUGGACAUCUAAAUGACAUCAUGGAAGAAGUUUUAUUACUCGAAAGUAAUAUUCAAGUCAAGGAAAAGGCUCUGAUUUUAUUGGAGAGGUUAGAGAAAGUAGAUGAGAAAUGGAAGGAAAAGAGUGCGCAAUUAAAGGAGAUGUUCAGAGAAGAAAAGAAUCGCUUGGAUAAAAAGAAUGACCUCGAGAUUUUAACCCAGAUGAUAGAGAAUGUUAAGACAAGCGCCGACUGCUUCGACGACCAUGUGGCCAAAGAAUGUUACUGA